Molecule: messenger RNA, 3354 nt
Organism: Odontomachus brunneus
Lineage: Eukaryota; Metazoa; Arthropoda; Insecta; Hymenoptera; Formicidae
Exons: 11
Coding region: 462-2816 (784 amino acids)
Biological process (GO): meiotic chromosome segregation
Cellular component (GO): nucleus; chromosome, centromeric region
Source: RefSeq, a predicted model, not a curated record
CUGUAUGAUUGGUUUAACCGUUAGCGGAAGUGUCCAUAUAUACGUUUUUUCUUCAACGUACUCAACAACGCGGAUUUAAGUAAUGGCGGAAUAACAGAGAAAUAUGGUAAAACAUUCUGUACCAAAACUGUGUAACGAUAUCGUCCAAGUAAAAAUUUGUAAACAAGCGUUCUCGUAAACGGAAGUACCACACAGAUGUUUCGCUGAUUAUAAUUGAAAGGAUAAAACCUUUAUCGAUUCUCUCUCUCUCUCUUUCUCUCUCUCCCUCUCUCUCUCUCUCUCUUUGCACUUGAUUAUACUUUUAUCUUCCUCAGCUAAUCGUAACAUUAAUCGUACUGUUAAAGUGCUGUGAUAAACAAUUGUUUAAUCGUGUAAUAUUUUAUCUCCGCAUGACGAACAUAAAAUAUCAAAAUGAGAAAUAAGUUAAUUAGGGACUAAGUUGAAAUAGUGUUAAAUACAACAUGCCACAAAUGCCAAUACAUCGGAAAGCUAAGAGAGCAGCUUUGCUUACUAAACGAACACAGUAUUUGAAAAAGUAUGGCAAGGAACGAUCAUAUAGACCAUUGUAUGAAAAGUUAAAAAACAACAACAGUUAUCUGGCUAAAGCACUUUCUUUGGAAAAGCAAAAUUGUCAGUCACUGUUCUCACAAAAUCUUGCUUUAAUAGCAGAAGUACAGGAGCUACGUUUAGCAUGCACAACACGAGAUAAUGUGAUUUCUAAUGUAUUUAAUAACGCCAAAGAAAUGUUGAAAAUGUUGGUUACUAUGUCUGGUUACAUGACAAAUACUAUUUCUAUAUGUCAGGAAUUUACUGCUUCCAAUACUAAUAUGAGAUUAUCAUCUGUUUCAUCGGGAAGAAAAGAAUCCUUCAGAAGGUUAUCAACUAAAUCACCAGCUAGAGGUGUAGUGAAGCCUAUGGUAAGUGGGCACACUAUCACAAAACCUACAAUUAACUUAAGUCGAGUUAAUAUGCAAAAUAUUACUAAUACGUCGAGACUGAGUGACAUACAAGAAGUAUCCACACCUGAUAGAAGUGAAGAUAUCAAUGAGACUAGAUCACCAAUCGCUGUUUCCAUACCUAUCACGCAGUUGCGCAGAUAUGAAAAUGGUCGUACAUGCAGAUUGCCAGAAAGACUGGCGGUUUCUUCACCUCGAGUAAACAAGGAUAGUGAACAAAGAUUGAGGAAAAAGAAAAGUCGUUCAAGAAGAAUGUCAGGAUCAUUUUCGAGGUCGAAUAGAUGGUCUGGGGAAAGUACACGAAAUAGCACAGAAUAUGUUAGUCAAUUGAGCAGUCCCACAGUGAAACUCAAUGAUGUUUCCAAAUUACUACAGAAUUCUCAAAGUAUCAAUAUUAGGACGCUAGAGGUAUCACGUACAUCAGUGACCGGAAUUACUCAAACUUUUGGGCCGACUUUCAAGAGCUACGCCUAUUUACUUCCCCUUGCUUCUUCAGCGACUGACAGGCACGGUGCACUGCCUCAGGCUCAUCUCGAUAUCCUGAUCGAUGACAAUAAGAUUGAUGAUGUUGAAAUGCAAGAGAGUAGCGAUGACGGGCCUCACAAUACAUCUGACAGAAACGUUGUAAUACCCGAGACACAAUUGUCUAUUAAAUUAGACGAGGUAGAUGAAGGGUACGCGCAAACACCGAAACAUUCCAAUGCACAAACGAAGGAAAAAAAUCCUCGAAAGGAUUGGAAUAAGAAUUCGAACGUAUCGGAAAAUUCGAGACUAUCACAGAACAAUGUCGAAACUUGGCAAGACCCGCUGGAAGGUCCAAGCUGGCUACUAGACAAUAUAAGUAUAUCGGACGAUAACGCGACAGAGCUGGAUCAUCCGGACGUCACCGAUAUCAAUAAUCGUGCGUCUCAUAGCAAUUCGAAAGUAACAACAACGUAUAGUGAUGAAUCAAGCGACUCUGAAGACGCAAAAGACGAGUUACCACCAUUGCCAGACUUGACCAAUAUGGAAAUUUUAAACAAAGGCUCAUUUAUUGCUGAUCGUAUCAAGAAUGAUCAUUCCCUUGACGAAGACGCUAUAGACGAUACUUUUUGCGCGAUACUUCCAACGUCGACAGCAUUCGGUCGCGAGAGGAAUUUCGAUCACGAGGAGGACGACAAUACGACGAACAUGGCGCGUUUUAUCACAAUGAGGCGCGGGAAUUCUGCGGUUAUAGAGGAAACUGAGGACUUCACCUUGAUGAUGUCGCGCCCACCGAUGCGAAGUCUGAAUUUUGAUAUCAAUGAACUGCGGUUACCCAUUUUGGAGGGCUCCAUAAUAAAUCCUACUAUCGCCGCCAACGACAUUGAUAGCGAAGUGACCACUGCUAUACAAAGAAUAACGAAUUUUCGAAUGCCAUCGAUAUCGAAUCAAAGCGCAAACGAGCCGGAGAUCGACUCUACUACCACGAUAAAGCUGCCAUUAGUUUUAGUUCACGAUCACGAUAGAAUUUCCACACCCGAGAAGGGUAAGCAUUCGAAUAAGAAUAAGAAGACAAAACUGCUCAAUCCGAAAGACAAUAUGAACCACGCUGAAAAUAUGACGGUUAGCAAAAGGAUAAAGCAGAAAAGCAGUCAGGACCCGAGCGCGGCGAAAGUUGUUUUAGAGAAGCUCAACGAAUCUAAUGUUAAGCCGAGGACGCCGUCCCCCGACGAUAUAUUUCAAAGCAAUGGCUAUGUGAGCGACACUGCGUCCAAUCAGGAGGGGAAUGCGCGAGUUUCUAAAAGUGAUAACAAUACUUCCGAUCGACCUAGACGAAGAAGGGCGACGAUAGAAUACAAAGAACCCAAUUUGAAUAAGAAAUUGAGGCGAAACCACUGAAAAUAUUUAUGCGGAUAAUUUACGGGAGAAAGAAUUAAUAUUUCUUAUUUUCUUUAAUAAUAUUAGAUACAGUUUUCCUUUUUAUAUACUUUUUCAUUACAAUAAUAUGAAUAAAUACGCAACAUAUAUGAAUUAUUCGCAUAAUUGUAAGGCAUUAAAAUUAACAAUGUUCCUUACAAUUGAUUGCUUCUGAUUUUGUAUUCGAUUCAGUUAUCCUGAUGGUGUCUCAGGAAGAACCUAUCGAAUAUUCCGUCAUCCCUGAUAUGCUACUUCCGUAGACAUCCAUGUGUAUUAUAACUGGUUUUCGUAUCGCUAACUUUCGGUCAUCGAUACAUAUUCGUACAAAUCUCGACCAGAAAUAUCUUCCUUCGACAGUAUUGUUUAUAUAUUUUAUUGUACUCUACUAGAAUUAUUUCAAUAAACCUUGCCGCUAAGAUUGUGGAGAAAAGGCAGUUUUUCAUUUUGUACAAUUUCAUAUAUUGAUUAUAAUCGUGAAUGUAUACGUACAUGAAAAAAUAGAGAAAUCUUAUGUAUGUUA